This is a messenger RNA of Brassica rapa (field mustard), 2844 nucleotides long. RefSeq names its product 4-substituted benzoates-glutamate ligase GH3.12-like. Gene Ontology annotation, cellular component: cytoplasm. NCBI's taxonomy places the organism in Eukaryota, Viridiplantae, Streptophyta, Magnoliopsida, Brassicales, Brassicaceae. The record is from RefSeq and is a predicted model, not a curated record. Gene Ontology annotation, molecular function: acid-amino acid ligase activity.
UCAUUGUGAAGCUGCCACGUGUCUAUUAUAAUGUUAAUGCAUUUAUUACAAUGCUUCUCUUUUAAUAUAUAAGGGAUAAAGAGCAUGGCCAAUGACCGUAAAUAUAAUUUAUAUGUAUAAAAUUGUGGCAAUACAUAUACAAUAGUUUUAAAUUAUAAAAAACCUAUUUAAAUAUAAAAAUGAUAAACUUAAAAUUAUUUUGCAAACAGUUAAUCUAAUAGCUAUAUAUACUCAUAUAAUAAUUAAUAUAAGUAAUAACUAUAAAAUAUAUAAUAAUAUGAAUACUUUUUUUAAAAGGCUUAAUAUGAAUACUUUUUGAAUAUUAAUGUUUGAAAUCAUUCUAAGAGCACGAGCAGUGGCUCAACUAUGGAAUAGUCUCUACAUAUAAAUAUUGAUAUAAAAAUGAAAGUAAAAGAGAGAAUACCAAAAAACAAAGAAACGGUUCUUUAAGAAGAGACGUUUCUCUUUUAAUUCUACACGUGUUUGUCUACUACUCUCUCUGAAUUUAAAUGUAUAAUGUUUAAGGUUUUGCACACAAAUUAAAAAAUAAUAAAUACACUAUUUUAAUUGUUAUUUUUUGGUUAUAUCAAUAAAGUUUCACCAUUCAUAAUUAUACUUUUUAUUUUAUGUUAAAUUUUAAAAAUAAUUACAUUAAUUAUAUCUCAAAACAUCAUAUAUUUGUAUACAAAAUAAAAAGAUAGAAUAUCAUACAUUCGUAUCCGGAGGGAGUAAGUUUUAACAGUUCUAAUUUUAAUUAUAAAUCUGUUUUAUGUUGAAAUAUUAAUAAACUUAUGCUGAGAGACUUAAUAGGAGAAACCUUUGUUACCUGAGAUGCUUUGUAGGCUUUCAAUCGGACUCAUUGACCUACUGGCAGAUACCCAAAUCUGGUAUAUAUAUUAAACUUGCACGCACGACUAGUACGUUUUCAUCGAUAAACGCGUUGUCCAGUCUGGCUUGUAUAAACAAUAUAAAUGGUUUUCCACGCUGGACGUUUUCAAAAACUUUUGCAUCGAUAUAAAGGGACCCCUGAUAUGGUUGGUGUUACAGACAUCUAAAAGAACAAAUAUGCGUCUAGGCUGUGAUCUCUCUGUUCUGGAAGAGCUAACUUCAAAUGCAAAGCAAAUACAAGAUGAUGUAUUGAACAAGAUACUCAAAGCUAACGCAAACACAGAGUAUCUCAGCCGUUUUCUCGAGGGGAGCUCCGACAAAGAGCUGUUCAAGAAGAACGUACCAGUGGUGAGCUAUGAAGAUGUUAAGCCUUACAUCGAUCGUGUGGCAAACGGAGAACCCACGGACAUCAUUUCUGGCGAACCCAUUACUACGUUUAACCGAAGCUCUGGAACUUCAAGUGGGAAUCAAAAGAUAUAUCCUGCGAACAACAUCUUCAUUGAGAAUACGCUAUUCGGAUUUGGACUGAGCUCUAUCGUCAUGUCCAAGCAUGUAGAUGGUUAUAAGCAAGGAAAGGUGAUGGUAUUUAGUUUCACUCACCGGAUAUCCACAACUCCUUGUGGUUUGCCUGUUGCUCCCGCGCUAACGAACUUCAUAAAGAGCAAAUAUUAUCCGAGCAUGGCAAAAAAUUGUACAAGCCCGUACGAGAUCACACUGUGUCCGGAUCCCAAACAGAGUAAGUAUUGUCAACUUCUAUGUGGUCUUGUCCAGAGAGACGAGGUUGUAGGUGUGGGUGCUACGUUCCCCUCUGUCUUGGUUCGAGUAAUCAAUUUUCUUGAAAAGUACUGGAAAGAGUUGGCUAGUAAUAUCAGGUCUGGUACUGUCAGCGACUGGAUCACCGACCGUAGUUGUAGAGACUCUGUCUCUACCAUCCUUGGAGAACCAAAUGCUGAAUUGGCAGAUCUAAUUGAACACGAGUGCAGCGAACAAAAAUCUUGGCAAGGUAUAAUUACAAGACUUUGGCCCAAAACCAAAUAUAUUGAAACUAUUGUUACAGGAACCAUGUCUCAACACAUCCCAGCAUUGGAUUACUACUCUAAUGAACUACCUCUAGUUUCCAAAGUUUAUGCAUCAUCUGAAGCAUUUUUCGGGAUAAAUGUGAAUCCUCUAAGCAAACCACAACAUGUGUCCUACACAUUCCUACCGAACAUGUCAUAUUUUGAGUUCAAAGAAGUUGAUGACGAUGGAGAAACCACCGGUGAGAUUGUUGAUCUAGUGAAUGUGAAGUUAGGUUCCUACUAUGAGCCCUUGGUCACAAACUUUUCCGGUUUACACAGAUGUAGAGUGGGAGAUGUUUUACAGGUCACUGGGUUUUACAAUAACACACCACAAUUCAGAUUCGUACGUAGGAAAGAUUCUGUCUUAUGCGUCGAUGUAGAGCCAACAACUGAAGAAGAUAUUUUAAAGGCGUUGGCUCGUGCAGCAGUCGUUCUUGAAUCUUCGGAUUUGAUUUUGACAGGCUUCACAUGCUAUGGUGACAUCUCCACGGUUCCGGGUCACUACGUCUUUUACGUGGAACUCAUAGCCAAAGUCAACAAUGGCACCAACGUUCUACAACUUGAUAACAAGGUGUUGGUGGAGUAUUGUUGUGUCAUGGAGGAAUCAUUGAGUAGUCUUUAUAGGAGACUUAGGGUAAAAGAUGGACCGAUCGGACCUCUAGAGGUAAGGGUUGUGGAACAAGGAACGUUUGAUUCUCUCAUGGAGUUUUUUGUCACCAGAGGUGCUUCUAUAACUCAAUACAAGACACCUAUAUGCAUAAACUCUGUUGAGGCUUUGAAGGUUCUUGAAGACAAGGUUCUUGCUCGGUUUUUCAGCGACAAAUCCCCUCCUAUCUGAUCUAUAUAUGACCUAUAAUGAUGACAUCAUUAUGAUGUUAUAAUGAUGACAUCAUUGUGA